Messenger RNA from Egretta garzetta (little egret), 1623 nucleotides. It is a transcript of the gene SPAG6, whose product is annotated as sperm associated antigen 6. Bases 1 to 1623 code for a protein of 540 amino acids. The transcript has 11 exons. The record is from RefSeq and is a predicted model, not a curated record. Gene Ontology annotation, cellular component: acrosomal vesicle; axoneme; microtubule cytoskeleton. Gene Ontology annotation, biological process: epithelial cilium movement involved in extracellular fluid movement; sperm axoneme assembly; neuron projection extension. Lineage: Eukaryota; Metazoa; Chordata; Aves; Pelecaniformes; Ardeidae. Gene Ontology annotation, molecular function: microtubule binding.
AUGGCCAAGGUGCAGGGGUGCUGUGUGAGUGAUGCCCCUGCUAGGCAGCUGUCGCUGCGCGGGGUGCGGAACCUGCGCACACCCUCCGCGGGUACUAGCAGUGGGAUUGUUGUAAAUCAGGAGAUGGCAGACUGCAGCGUGGAGGGGAGCAUGCGGCCAGGAUCGGAGAAAAAAUUCUGUUUACCAAAUGGGCUUUUCUCUUCCUGGUGUAACUCAGGUGUAAUGUCUUUGCUGAGACCUCUUUUGCUGGAUGUCGUCCCAACUAUUCAACAGACUGCUGCUUUGGCUCUUGGGAGACUUGCCAAUUAUAAUGAUGACCUGGCAGAGGCAGUCGUGAAGGGAGACAUUCUUCCACAGCUUGUGUGUUCAUUGUCUGAGCAGAAUCGUUUCUACAAGAAGGCAGCUGCAUUUGUGCUAAGAGCAGUUGGCAAACAUUCUCCACAGCUAGCUCAGGCAAUAGUUCAUUGUGGAGCACUGGAAAUGCUUGUGAUUUGCUUGGAAGAUUUUGACCCUGGAGUCAAAGAAGCUGCAUCUUGGGCACUUGGGUAUAUUGCCCGACACAAUUCAGAACUGUCACAAGCUGUGGUGGAUGCAGGAGCUGUUCCUCUUUUAGUGCUCUGUAUCCAGGAGCCAGAAAUUGCUUUGAAAAGGAUUGCUGCUUCAACUCUCAGUGAUAUUUCAAAGCAUUCUCCAGAGUUAGCACAGACAGUAGUGGAUGCAGGAGCUAUCGCUCACUUAGCUCAGAUGAUCCUGAACCCUGAUGCUAAACUGAAGCGUCAGGUGCUGUCAGCUCUAAGCCAAAUAGCAAAGCAUUCAGUGGAUCUUGCAGAGCUGGUGGUUGAAGCAGAAAUUUUCCCAGUUGUGCUCACAUGCCUGAAGGACUCAGAUGAAUAUGUCAAGAAAAAUGGUGCAACUUUAAUUAGAGAGAUAGCAAAGCAUACGCCUGAGCUUUCACAGCUUAUAGUAAAUGCAGGUGGAGUUGCUGCUGUGAUUGAUUGUAUUGGCAGCUGCAGAGGGACUGUCAGACUGCCUGGCAUCAUGAUGCUUGGUUACGUAGCAGCUCAUUCGGAGAACCUGUCAAUGGCAGUGAUUGUCUCCAAGGGAAUACCACCACUGUGUGCCUGCUUGAUAGAGGAACCUGAAGAUCAUAUUAAGGCAGCAGCUGCUUGGGCCUUGGGACAGGUUGGAAGACAUACUCCUGAGCAUGCACGUGCUGUUGCAGUAGCAAAUGUGCUACCCACACUGCUUGCUAUGUAUAUGGACACACGCAGUUCAGAAGAUCUUCAAAUGAAAACUAAAAAAGCCUUAAAGAACAUCCUUCAGAAAUGCACGUAUCUUCCAGCACUUGAACCAUUGCUGCAUGAUGCCCCUCCCAAUAUUAUGAAACAUAUUGUUGGGCAGUUUAGUAAGGUGUUACCACAUGACAGUAAAGCACGUCGUCUCUUUGUAACAACUGGUGGACUUAAAAAGGUUCAAGAAAUAAAAGCAGAACCUGGGUCACUUCUUCAGGAAUAUAUCAACACUAUUAACAAUUGCUACCCAGAGGAAAUAGUAAGGUAUUAUUCCCCUGGAUAUUCUGAGAUACUUCUGGAAAGGGUGGAAAAUUACCAUCCAGUUUUAUAA